AGGCGCGGGCUCCAAUGCGAGCAUUGGAUUUAUAAGGGCUUUUAAAAAGAAAAAAAAUCUGAAACUCAUACUGCACAGCGUAAAACACUUAAACAAGCCGUCACACAAACCAAGAGCGAACUGAUGAAGGACCAAAGAAAUCGGUCAUUUGAUUGUUGUUUUUCAGCACCGCGGAGAGCGUCCAGCAACAAAGCGCUGCUGACGCAGUAUUUUUAUUUCAUUAUGUUGCAUACCUUUGGCCAGUUGCUGUGACCUGUUUUCGUUUAUUAUCAAAACGGUUUCUAUUAUUUUGACACAUCUCGCAGUCUCUUCCGGAAACUGCCAUUCUCCUCCCACUCAUGUUUUUCCUCCCGCUCUCUUCCACGCAAGGAUGACAGCAGCAUCCUUAGGCCUACCAUCAUCUGUUAGGAACAUCUGGAUAAAAUUAUAAAGAUGAACGUUUAGAAAUUGAAGAUGGCUAGAUGACGUCCCAGUCUCUUCUUCCUGGCUCGAUGGGAUCAGAGAUUUGCAGCUCCUUCGCACACUGACAUUGUUAUUGUUGAGCCGGUUGUAACUGCAGCGCCUGCUGGGCAGCAGUGAGCUGGGUGGAGGGUAAAAUGAUCCAAGGCUCAAACAUUUUGGGCUAUGAGAGGCCCCUGGUCAUCAGGAUAUCAUUCGCCACUUGUAUUGUUGUUACUGUGUGCCUGCCACUGUUAGGACUCAUCACUUGCGUCUCUAUAUCCUCUCUCUUUCACUUUGAAGAUGCUACUGGUACACAUUGCCAGGUUCCCAACUACCUGCCAUCCAUCAGUGCCUCUAUCAGCCUCAGUCCUGAGUGCCACAUCUGGCGGUUCUGCAUCGGACUGCACUCUGCUCCGAGGCUUCUGGUGGCCUUUACCUACUUCAGGUUUUACAAGUCCCGCUUUGCUGCCAGGUCCUCCGAGAGCGCACUCAGCUGCUUGAACUUGACCUUUUCCAUUUUUGAGAACCUGGGCCUGCUGCUUCUUACAUAUGUGUCAUCUAAUGAGACAUACUUUGUGCAUAAGGAAGGUUUCGUCCUCUUCAUUGUGAGUUCACUUAUCUACAUGCUGAUAACCUGCCGUUUGUGGAGAUCAAUUAAGAAGUAUUCAUUAAGUCCCGAGGAUGCCAAGUCUCAUCUCUGGAAGGUUCGCUUCUUACUCCUCAAUGUUUGCUUCUGUGCUUUUGCUGGAUUCUUUUACUGGAAACACAACAUGUACUGUGAAUCAGGAAGUUACACCUUUUUUGCGCUGUUUGAGUACCUUGUCGUCUUCUCCAAUAUGGCCUUCCAUCUGACAGCAGUGUGGGAUUUCAAGAGUCGGGAGGUUGUGGUCAUUUCCUCCUUUGAGGACAAAGACUUCUGACUAGAACCUAUAGAUGAGCAAGAUAAAUGUGCCAGCAUUAAACCACAUGAGGAAGACAGCAGCGAUCCUGUUGAAGAAGACUGGGAUGGGCUUUUCCACAUUUUUUCAUAAGGACUUAAAACUUAAGAGCUUAAAGUGUGUUAAUGUCAGUCAAGUGCAAACAGAUGAUACACACAUAUAUACAUGAUGGAUGGAGAAGCAACUUUUGUUCCAAUGUUACUUAUGGUUGCCUUCAAUUUCACACAAUAUUUUGGGUGAUGUGAAAUUUUACUUUGACAUCAAGCACAGCAAGUACUGUAUGUCUGCCAAAGUACAUUAUAUGUGUUUUAGUAGUCUGAAUACAUCCUCACAAGUAAUUGCUUCAAACACAGAAUUUUAUAUCCUAACCAAGUAUAUUAUUCAUAUUGUUGUUGAGACCUGGAAGUGGUGUUCCAGUUGUGUUUUAUAAUAAGCAUUUGAACCCAAAAUAAUAUUAGUUUCUCUGCUCAAGAAUAAACUUACUUUCAUUAAUCGCCAAUAAAAUGGCACAUACCUCCAGAUUGCCAUAGAUGACAAAAGUCAGAUGUUAUCUGUCAUUUGAACCUUUUACGUUACGUUUUGUUAAUAAAGUAUUUGUUACGGAG
This is a messenger RNA of Xiphophorus couchianus (Monterrey platyfish), 1984 nucleotides long. RefSeq names its product post-GPI attachment to proteins factor 2-like. Lineage: Eukaryota; Metazoa; Chordata; Actinopteri; Cyprinodontiformes; Poeciliidae. The record is from RefSeq and is a predicted model, not a curated record. The transcript has 6 exons. Gene Ontology annotation, cellular component: Golgi membrane; endoplasmic reticulum membrane. Gene Ontology annotation, biological process: GPI anchor biosynthetic process. Bases 597 to 1361 code for a protein of 254 amino acids.